Molecule: messenger RNA, 2320 nt
Organism: Perkinsus marinus ATCC 50983
Lineage: Eukaryota; Perkinsozoa; Perkinsida; Perkinsidae
Product: 3-hydroxyacyl-CoA dehyrogenase, putative
Exons: 12
Coding region: 1-2202 (733 amino acids)
Biological process (GO): fatty acid metabolic process
Molecular function (GO): NAD+ binding; oxidoreductase activity, acting on the CH-OH group of donors, NAD or NADP as acceptor
Source: RefSeq, a predicted model, not a curated record
AUGUCCACGUCCAUCUAUAUCCGUCAAGAUGGAGUUGCUGUCCUCACUCUUCGUAACCCUCCUGUGAACGCUCUCAGCCAGGCUCACUGCAAGAGCCUAGUUCAGAACAUGAAGCUCCUACAGGCCAACCGCACUGUCAAGGGCAUUGUCAUCACUGGCGAGGGAAAGUUCUUCUCUGGUGGUGCUGAAAUAAUGGAGUUUGAGUACCACAUCCGGAAGGGCGUCAAGAUGAACAUGGCCGAGGGCAUCCACUUGGUCAUGAACACCAUUGACCAGACCGACAAGCCCGUGGUGGCCGCUAUCAACGGCAUGGCUCUUGGUGGUGGUUUCGAAGUGGCUCUGGCCAGUCAUUAUCGUGUGGCCGUCCCUACAGUCAAGGUCGGUCUGCCUGAGGUCAACCUUGGUCUUCUACCAGGCGGCCAAGGCACGCAGAGGCUACCAAGGCUGGCCGGUGUCCAGGUGGCCCUACAGACCAUGCUCGGUGGCCAGCCCAUACCAGCGGCUCUUGCUAAACGCCAGAAGAUGAUAGACGAGAUUGUUCCCGCUGACAAGCUCAUCGAUGCGGCCGCCGCUAUUGCCUUGACCAAGCCCGUGAGAAGGACCAGUGAGAUGACCUGCUCUACUGCGGACAGGGUCAUGGUUGUUGGUGGGGCCGUCGAGAUGGGCAUCAAUCAGAUUGAUCGGUUCCGCAAGCAUCAGAUUGCCCCUGAGGCCAUUGGUCGCUGUGUCAAGGCGGCUGUUGAAAGCGGUGCCGACUUCCAGAAGGGUUGCCGAGUUGAGCAAGAGGAGUUCGACAAGCUCCUCUACUCUAAGGAGUCCGGGGCUUUAAGGCAUCUGUUUUUCGCUGAGAGAAUCGCCAAUAAGGUGUCUGGUCUAAGGGCCAAGCCGUUGCCCAUUAAAAAGGUCGGUGUGGUUGGUGCUGGGCUGAUGGGAGGUGGAAUUGCUAUGUGCUUUGUUGCCAAGGGCAUGCCAGUGGUGCUGUUGGAUGCCAAGGAGGAGUUCCUAUCGAGAGGUAUGGGGUUGAUCAAGAAGAACUACGAGACCAGUGUGGCGAGGAAGAGCCUCAAGCUGGAGGAGGCAGCCAAGCGUCUAAAGCUCAUCAAGCCGUCCCUGGACUAUGCUGAUUUCGGUGACUGCGAUAUUGUCAUUGAGGCAGUCUUUGAAAAUCUAAAGCUGAAGCAGGAUAUUUUCAAACAGCUCGAUAAGGUUACCAAGCCGGAUGCUCUGCUGUGCUCUAACACGUCUAGUCUGGACAUUGACGCUAUAGCGUCGAUGGUCCCCAAGAGGGCUGCUAAUGUCGUUGGAACACACUUUUUCUCACCAGCUAAUGUGAUGAAGUUGCUCGAGAAUGUCCGCACUAAAGGAGCAUCGGAUACGACUAUAGCGACAGUGAUGGCCAUGGGAAAGCUGAUCAAUAAGGUGGCCGUUCUAGUGGGUAACUGUGAUGGGUUUGUUGGCAACCGCAUGCUUGGACCGUAUGGUGCUGAAGUCAGGCAAAUGGUUGAGGAAGGUGGCGACUUGGCGGAGUUUGAUGCUGUUGCCGUUGACUUCGGUAUGGCCAUGGGUCCUCUCUCUAUGUCGGACCUCGUUGGCCAAGAUCUGUUCUGGAGGGCUAGGAAAAUGGCUGGUGAUAUGAAGAUGGAGACGGCAGUGGCUAUUGGCCCCCAUGACCUUACUGACUGGCUGUGUGAGAAGGGUCGGUUUGGACAGAAAGCAGGGAAGGGUGUUUACGUCUAUGGCAAGGGAAGAGGGGACAAGAAGAUUGACCAGGAGAUUUUGGAAGGCGUUAAAGAAAUUCAAAAGAGAAAGGGAGUCACGCCUAGGGUGAUUGACGAGAAGGAGAUGUUAGAGAGGAUGCUCUUCCCUUUGGUUAACGAGGGCUUCAAGAUUCUCGAGGAGGGUAUGGCUCAGCGACCGAGCGAUAUCGAUAUAGUGUGGAUAUACGGCUAUGGCUUCCCUCCAGUGAAGGGUGGUCCGAUGCACUGGGCUGAUAAUUAUAUCGGUCUUGGGUAUCUCCUCGAGCGUUUGCGUUAUUAUGACAAUCAAGCGGCGGAGCGAAGCACGAAGAACAAGAAUUAUAGGAAGCCUAAGUACUUCGUCCCAAGCCGCCUCCUCGAGGAGUGCGUUAAGGCUAAUAUGAAGCUCGGUGACUACUGGUUGAAGAAGGAGAAGGAGGCUAGACAACAGGCCUCCAAAUUAUGAGGAACUUCAGUGAGAGAUGGUAUUGUUAAUAAACCGAUGACGGGAAAGAUUUGUUCGUAGUUGAAUUUUUAUCACACCAGUGAGGAUCUGUUUCGAGUAUCAAAUGCUUUUUCAUGUU